Messenger RNA from Ictalurus punctatus (channel catfish), 5689 nucleotides. It is a transcript of the gene mmp16b, whose product is annotated as matrix metallopeptidase 16b (membrane-inserted). Bases 1176 to 3050 code for a protein of 624 amino acids. The transcript has 10 exons. Lineage: Eukaryota; Metazoa; Chordata; Actinopteri; Siluriformes; Ictaluridae. Gene Ontology annotation, cellular component: extracellular matrix. The record is from RefSeq and is a predicted model, not a curated record. Gene Ontology annotation, molecular function: metalloendopeptidase activity; zinc ion binding. Gene Ontology annotation, biological process: proteolysis; extracellular matrix organization; collagen catabolic process.
ACAAACUUCUUUCACGUUGUCAUUAUGGGGUAUUGUUUGUAGAAUUUUGAGGAAAAUAAUGAAUUUAAUCCAUUUUGGAAUAAGGCUGUAACAUAACAAAAUGUGGGAAAAGUGAAGUGCUGUGAAUAUUUUCCAGAUGCACUGUAUAUCUAUACAUCCUUAUAUAAAUGUUUGUAAAUAUGUAUUUAUUAUUUCUUUAAUUUGUUUCUUCAAAUGACACGUUCAUUUCAGCUGAAAAUCUUCAAAAUAGUUGUAUUUUCUCAAAGCACCACUGCAUUUGAAGCCAAUGAAAUAGCGCCAUCUGGCGGUCCAAAUAUUAUAAACUUAAUGACUACAGGCAGAAUGAUACAUAUAGGUUAUUAGAAGCCUGUUAAAUGCUUAUUAAUUAAUUCUUUGCAUAAAGCACAGAUAACUUUAAACUGAAUAAGAACUUCAGGAGAAGAUUAAACAGUUUCAACUCAGGAAUGCAGAUUAAAUGCGGCUCACGUGAUGUUAUUUGGUUAUUGAAAGAAAUAGAGCAGAGCUUUAUUUGUUUUUAAUAUUAAGGCUGCUGAGAUGGUAUUUUCUCAUUUUUUCAGUAUUUCAUUUGUGUAAUCAGUUUAAAAACGUGUUGGGGUUGUGUUCAGACGGAUUUCUGUGAGCACUGUAUGAGUUAAUUGCAAUCUCUCUCUCUCUCUCUCUCUCACACACACACACACACACACUCUCUCUCUCUCUCUCUCUCUCUCUCUCGCUCUCUGUGUGUGUGUGUGUGUGCGCGCGCGCGUAUGUGUGAAACAUGCACUAUUUAUGAAUUGACAGAAUCAGAAUGAAAGCGUCAAGCGCAUGCGCAUUAGCAGCCAAACGCGCAGCAUCGCAGGGAAUUAAAAGCGCAUGCGCAGUUACAGCCUCCGUUCAUACCAUGGGAUGCUGCUGGUGCUGAUGCUGCUGAUUGCUACGGCUGGAUACAGAUACAGCGUGCCUGCUCGCCAACAGGAUGCAGAACUGACGCAAAGGAAAUGCGUUAAAACGCACACAUAUUAGGAGGCAUGUUUGUUCAUGAGCGAGCCAAAAUCCGAGGAGAUGUGGUCAUGCAAAAAACCCACGGAUGCUCUUCUUCUGUCGCACACUGGUUCCUCCAUCCCGCUCCCAGCGAGUCGCCCUUGAUAUAGGAGCAAGCCUUUACAUCUUCAGCCAUGAACACCGCAGUGGGUUUUCCGCACAGACCCAGCGCGAAACUCGCGUGCGUGUGCGCCGCGCUGCUGUGGCUGCAUGCGUCCUGGUGGACGGUGUGCGCGGCGGGGGGAGAGGACCAAUUCAGCGCCGAGGUUUGGUUACAGAGGUAUGGCUACCUCCAGCCCACGCAGCCCAACAUGGCCGUCCUGCGCUCAGCUUUGAGCAUGCAGUCAGCCAUCGCCACCAUGCAGCGUGUCUACGGCCUCAACGUCACGGGACAUUUAGACCUGAGUACUAUAGAGUGGAUGAAGAAGCCCAGAUGUGGCGUCCCGGAUCAGGUCAGGAGACAGUCAGGCCCGCAGUCACGGACACGUCGCUACGCGCUCACCGGACAAAAGUGGCAGCGCACGCACAUCACAUACAGUAUAAAGAACGUGACCCCUAAGGUGGGCGCACGGGAGACUCACGAAGCCAUCCGGAGGGCUUUUGAUGUGUGGCAGAGCGUUACACCGCUGAACUUCGAGGCUGUCCCAUACAGCGCGCUGGAGAGCGGUAAGCGUGACGUAGACAUCACCAUUAUCUUCGCAUCUGGUUUCCACGGUGACAGCUCUCCAUUUGAUGGAGAAGGAGGCUUCUUGGCUCAUGCGUACUUCCCUGGGCCUGGGAUAGGGGGUGAUACGCAUUUUGACUCUGAUGAACCCUGGACCCUGGGCAACCCCAACCAUGAUGGUGAGAGAACGGCAGGGAAUGACCUGUUCUUGGUGGCCGUCCAUGAGCUGGGCCACGCUCUGGGUCUGGAGCACUCCAACGACCCUACUGCGAUAAUGGCCCCCUUUUACCAGUAUAUGGACACGGAGAGCUUUAAAUUGCCUCACGACGAUCUACAAGGCAUCCAGAAAAUCUAUGGUCCUCCAGAUAAGAACCCUCAGCCAACUCGGUUGCUCACGACGGCGCCUCCUCCUCGCCUGCACCCUCCAUCUGACCCUCGGAAGCACGACCGUCAGAGCCGUCCUCAUCGGCCGCCACAGAAAUCCAAACCCUCCAACCCCAAUUCCAAACCCAACAUCUGCGAUGGAGGGUUCAACACACUGGCCAUCCUGCGCCAAGAGCUGUUCGUCUUCAAGGAUCAGUGGUUCUGGAGGGUGCGUGAUAACUCGGUGGUGCCUGGCUACCCCAUGCAGAUCAGCUACUUCUGGAAAGGGCUACCCCCCAAGAUUGAUGCUGUCUACGAGAACAGCGAGGGCAAGUUUGUCUUCUUCAAAGGCCAUCGAUUCUGGGUAUUCAAGGACACCACUCUGCAGCCCACAUACCCUCAGGACAUCUCGCUGUUCGGCAGCGGGAUGCCGUCUCAGAACAUCGAGACGGCUGUGUGGUGGGAGGACGUGGCCAAAACAUAUUUUUUCAAAGGGGACAGGUACUGGAGGUACAAUGAGGACAUCCGGAGUAUGGACCCUGGUUAUCCAAAACCCAUCACCAUUUGGAAGGGCAUCCCAGACUCUCCUCAGGGUGCCUUUGUGGACAAGGCUAAUGGCUUCACGUAUUUCUACAAGGGAAAAGAGUACUGGAAGUUCAACAACCGGAGGCUGCGGGUAGAACCGGGGUACCCCAGGUCCAUCCUGCGAGAUUUCAUGGGCUGCGACGGCCUGCCCUCGGACCCUGACUGGGACUGGCGGCCGCCGCAGGAUGACGAGCCACCACAUUACGAGCAUGACGAUGUGGAUAUCGUGCGUAAACCUGAGGGCACGGGUGGCACCGAAAAGGCUGUGGCCAUUGCCAUACCCUGCGUGCUAGCCCUAUGCCUUAUGGUCCUACUGCACACUGUUUUCCGGGUCAAGCGUAAGGACACCAAGCGCCACAUACUGUACUGCAAGCGCUCCAUGCAGGAAUGGGUUUGAAAAGUGGGGGAUUCUGACUUCCCCAUUCCAAGACAUGUGGGAUGUACCAUCGUGUCUUACCUGAGGGGGUGGUGUUGAACCUCUUUCUCUCAUGGGAGGGAGGAGGAAAGGAAUGAACAGCAUGCCCACGUCCUAAUUGUGGUGUCUGCUCUUCCCAGGAGCGCCGUGUCGUUAUGUGUGUGUCAUGUCAGGCCUCCGUUGUCGGCCGUCCGCGGCCAUUUUGAGACUCGAGUCAGAUCUCGAAAGUAACUCGAUAAAAUAUUCACUAAAGGACCGACCUUUACAAAUGAAAAUACGUUAUGUAUCUCCUACUAGUUAUCAGCUUCACAUAACGUGUGGACUCUUAUGUUCCUCCAGAAUGUUUAUGUUUUAAGAAUUGAUACUCAAACCAAAACACCAUUGGUUUCCAAAGACAAUUGUGGGUUUUUUUUUUUCAUGUCCAGUUUUUUUAAAGCAUAGAUUUCAUUUUACGUAGAAAUCUUAUCUUUAUCUUCAGGUUUUAUGCGUUCUAUCAUUAGCUUUUACAAUCUCCAACUCUAUCUGCAAUAUUUGGUUGAAUGCCUUAACCAUAUAUCUAUAAUAUUUCUUUUUCAGCGUGUGUGUGUGUAUGUGUACACAUGUAUCAAAAGGAACGGCUAAUCUUGUACCAUACAGUCAAGUGCAAAAGUUUGCAUACCCUUAGGCCAAAAUUAAAAAGACCAUUUUAAUUAAUAGUCACGAGACAUUCUGGUCCUGAUUUACUAAGAUCUCAAACGAAGAGGUUAAUCUGUGUGUAAUAAAUUGUGUGCACAGUUAUUAGUUAUGUUCUAGCUGAUUUACAAAAAUGCUUAAUUCGGAACAAUACUUAAGUAAAGUUCAGAUCUCACAAAGCCAAAUGUCUGAGUAAUUGCAUGUCAAAUAUGGCACAGUGCUGAGGUGUCAUAAAACUAUUGAAAACAACGUUAUUUUAACAUAAAAGAGUGCAGAUAUGAGUUGUUGUUGUUAUGUUGAUGUAUGUUGUCAACAUCAGAAGUUCAAAUGUCCAGCAAACAUAUAAUAUGAAUCAAACUUUACCAAUGGUAAUAUUGUCAUAAUUUCAAAAAACAUUCUCAUUAUUUUGAGAUACUAAAAAAUGUCAAUAAAAUAAAAGCUUCAUUUUGUCUUCACAUAGCAGAAACAGGGUUUUGGCACGUUUAGUACUUGCUCUUCGGUUGUAUUCAUUUACACAUACGCAGUGCUGGUUGCUUAAAUGACUUUGAGGCUGCGAUAAAUCACACAGCAGGUGCUAAAUGAAUCAAUUGACAUCGACUCUGCACUGUAUUGUGCACUUUUCGGUUAUUUAUUAAGACAUGCAAAACAGAAAUGAUGCAUUUUACUUAUUUAAAAGAUGCAAUCCUCCAUAGAGCCUGCAUUGUUUUUUAAACAGGUUGUGUCAAGGUAUUUUUUACACACAAACCUUCAGUAAAUCAGGGUUUCAGUUCGGUUUUGUUCCUUCUUCAUGAAAAAUGGUCAAAUAGUGUUUGAUAAGACAUUAAUGUUGAAAAUGAUAUUAUCAUACACAUCAUACUUCUUUACAUCAGGGAUUUUAUGAUUUUAUAUUGAAGUAUUUUUCUGUUGAUUUUGCCUUAUAUUUUGGAUUGGAUUGUGGCAGGACACACACACUUCUCAUUUUUACUUAAUUUUUAAAAAAAAUAAUUUUAUAAUUAUAAUUAUUUAUUUAUUCAUUCAUUUAAAGUACAUUUUCCUUCAUUUUCAUUCCAAAUCUACGGGGGAUUCAAACUUUUGCACUCAACUGUAUGUUUUAAACUGCUCUACUUGGCAUUAAUGCUUUCAGAAAAUAAUAAUAAUAAUAAUAAUUUAAAAAAAAAGUUCCUUUUUUGGUUUGUUUUAGGAAAGGUCUUCCAGGUUAAAAAAAAAUGUAAAAGAAGCAGUGAAAAUCCUAGAAGAUAUUAUUUAGCAUUCUGAAUAAUCUAAAAAUAUGACAUACUUUAAUAUUAUGUAGAAUACAGACUGUCAGAAAAAUGUAACCGUGUAGAAAUGUCAGACCCAUUAAAAUUAGUAUAGCUUGGGGUGCACUAUAUUGGAUGAGACAUUGCACUGAACUAACUAAUAUUACGCUGAUAUUAACAACAGUAAUUCAAAAACGAAAAACUAAUAAGCUCAGAUGGACGUGUAUGACUUUAUUACAGAUUUUAUACUGCGGCUGGUUUAGUGAUUUAAAAAGUCAGAGAGAAAAAUCAUUUAAAACAACAGAGACACGUUUAAGUUAUAGCACUUUUUAACUAUAAACAAAUGGUAUGACCAUUUUUACCCCAUUUUUUUUUAUUCAUGCCUUGUUUUGGUAUUUUAAUAGUGGAUCUCUGACGUCUGCAGAAGUCAUUAAUGUUCUCUGGGAUUCAUUAAUGAGGGGUUUGUGUGGCUGUUAAAACUCUUCAGCGAGCGUCAUUGGCACCACUCCAAUCCAAUUAACAACUUCCUGAAUCGCGAGAUCGCACGGUGAUGGAACACACAGACUUCACAUUGUUACCGAUAUGGCAGCUUUCUGAACUCUGCCUUUGUUAACAAGAUGUAAAUAUUUGAACAUGCUGUACAUAUCUCAUGUAGUGUCUUGAAUAUGGAUGUGAAGGGCAGAUUAUACAGUAUUAAAUACUAAGAUAUCA